Messenger RNA from Brenthis ino (lesser marbled fritillary), 2784 nucleotides. Lineage: Eukaryota; Metazoa; Arthropoda; Insecta; Lepidoptera; Nymphalidae. The record is from the annotation of a GenBank genome assembly.
AUGAUUGGAGUACAAACAGUCGUGUUCAUCACACAAAUGAAUGCCCCAGCGGGACUCGAACACGCGAUCGCUGAACCAGCAAAUACUGAGGGCAUAAGCAGUGGGUGUGAAGCGAGCGGAGUGCGUGAGGAGAUCGCGAGGGACUACGCCGCGUUGCAAUCGCGUCUGCGCAGGGAAUUCUCUGAUCGUAGAGAGAAGAUAUAUGCAGCGUCCCGACCAGUGGCAACAGAAGAGCAGCUGUCAGCAGAUUUUCACAAAAAGUUGACAGAAUGGCAACGUAUGAAGGGAGUGAAGCAACCACCACCCGUGCCAGCCCGCCAGGACCUAAGCGAUGAUUUUCUUAAGAAAUGGGAUGAAUGGAAAAGAAUGAAGGAAACUAAUUCAGUACCUGCUUGGGAAGAAGAGGCCAAACCUGAUGAAGUGUUAGUACAGACAUCCACAGGACUUUUCAAGUUCCAAGGUAUUUCCCGAUCUUUCACCCGAAAACUUCACGAGUGGGAGAAAUCGAGAGGAAUCGCACCGGAAGCAUCAACUUCUGCCCUACUCCGCGCAGCGCGAGCGAAAGGCAAGCUGCCCAGCACGGCACUCACACGCACACAGUCUGAUGGUAGUGUGGCUCCAUCAGCUAGCCCAGGACGAGUCCAUGCAUCUAGUCUAAGUGUAAACGACGCUGAUGAUUUCGAUUCUGAAUAUGAAAGGGAGCAUUCUCUGAUUGGUGCUGACGAAUGUGACGGUGGAAAUGGUCGUGAAGCAGUCCUUGUUGAAGUAGAGGCAGAAGAAAUUUGCACAGCCGCACCACUUGUUGCGGUGUCUCCUCGACACACACCCCAAAAACCAGUUUAUACAUAUGGACAAGCUGAAGCUAGGCAUUUGUGUGAAACUAAUUCUACUGUUACAGGAACUGCUGUUUUACAGCCUAAUGGCGCUGUUAUUCUUUCAGAUUCCCGAAGCAUAAAAUCCAAAGAACAGGCAACAGUCAGUACAAAAUCUUCUCGCGAACAGUUGACUCAAGAAAAAAGUGCUAGGGUGAAAUUAGUACGACAACCAAGUAUUGAAGAAGAUGCCAAAUUUAUCAGAAAAACUAUCGAAGAAAUAGAAAGAGGUAGCAGUUCCAAUCGUUUUAAAGAAUAUAAAUCUGAUUUUCAACGACUUGAUAAUUCAUAUGAUAAACAAAGCCCUUCAACUAGCAAAAGUGUUAGUUUGAAAAACUUAAAACAAUUUGAUAAUGUUAAGGAACAAAAAAAUGGUAGCGAUGAGGCAAAAGAUGAUUCUAAAAGAAAAGAUGUAGAUAAAAACAAUGGUAAAAAGAAAUCGAAAUCUCGUGCUCGGCUAGAAAGGGAACAGUCAAAGCCAUCUGAAACUGACACAGAGCCGGAAGUCGAUACGGUCACCGUAGAAAUUCCAAGGAGAAGAAAACGCCCUCGAAGACCUUCUGAAAAGCCUAGGACUCCACCGCUGCAUUCAGAUUCUGAUGAAGAGGUAUUUGUACUAAGACUCAAGGCGCCUGAAACACGUGAUAUUUCGCCUGAAGUGAUAGUGAAAACAACAAGAAAAAUAUUUUCACCUGUGGUCCGUAGUGGUGAAUCUAUCCCUAGAGCUGUCAUACCAGUGGAUGUAGAAGAUUUGGACGAAGUGAGACCAUUAACAAAUCGUAAAUCUGAACCAAGAAUGCAAAAAGAUCAUAGUAGAAAGAAAGAAAAUGAUAACAAAUCAAAAGGUUCUGGAGAUCUACAAGACGAAGAACCAAAGCAAAGCAGUCGACCUCCUCUUCCAUCAUCACCGUCAUCGCAACGGAAACCUCCACCAAAAGAAACAGCGCCUUCGAUUCGUAUAAUGAUUCAAAGAUAUAAUAAAAAAAUUAAUGAAGAAGGACCUCCAUCAGGCGCUAGUAGUGGUACAACUUCUCCCGCAUGGCGAUCUCCUAAGUCAGAGAGGCGGCGACCUCCUGAUAUGCCUAUGGGUGUUAAUAUAAGAAAUAACCCAUUUUUAGAGAGAGAAGUUCAAAAAUCGGCAAGUGCCUCUCAGCUGCCAAGACGCGAUCAAACCUCUGUAGAUAAAAUUUUAAAUCCAACGCCGGAAUCCUAUGAUGGUGUACUAAAAUCUCACAGCGCAAAUGCUUUACAUCCAAAACAGACUAGAUCUGUAGUUUCUCCUCCUAAAAUUGAAGAUAGUCAAGAAACUAUACAAAAUUCUGCAGCAAGUACUGAUACAAUAGUACCAGUGAAGCAAGAAAUUUUUAAUUUAAGCAGUGAAGUAAACACUUAUGUGCCACCACCAGUUUUAAGACAACAAUCGGAAACAAUAAUUCCAAGCUUAUCACGUUUUAUGGCAGAAAACCCUGGGUAUUUUGAAAGGUCGUUAUCUGCAACUGAACCACCAAAUCCUUCCAUUAACAGCGAAGUCGUGGCUGCCAAACUUUCAGAGAGAGCAGCAAGGAUACGAGCGGCGAGAGAGAAGUUUCUCUCUUCAACCACGCCGAUGAGACGUGAGGGUACAAGUUCUGCUAAUGAUUUGAGACCAGUUGAUCGAUCUAGCCGUAUAAGUUACGAGAGCGAUGCAGCAGAAAGCCAAGAAAAUACAUCAGAGUCAGCUCUUGGACGCAGUAUGUCUACUGGUAUGGUGAAUGUGGACAGAGAAGCUUGGCAGAGAGUUACUGAAGGUCCACGUCGAGAGCGACCCCGAUCACGCUUCAGCCUCGCUCGUCUUGCAGCGAAGCUACGUCGUAAAGACGAAAGCGCUGUUUCUCGUCUUUGUCGUCAAAGUCUUCUCGUCCAAUUAAGAAAA